AUGCCCCAGCAGCCCAGCCCACCCACUCUCCCGUUCGAGCUUGUGCAGGAGAUCAUCCAGUCUCUGAAUGGGGAAGACGACCGACCGACACUGCUGAGCUUCCUGCGCGUCUCCAAAGCAUGCUGGGAGACCGCCGCACACGUCCUCUACCGCACAAUCCUCCUAACCAAGGACCGGACCGAGCGACUCUUCCUCACAGGCGGUGAGGAUAUGGCGGUCGUCACAGAGAGUCCGGAGAGUCGACUUGUUCACCUAAGCCCUCGAACGCGUCGCGCUCUAAGCUUCAUCGAACGAGUCGAGCUCAAGGAUAUUGAACCAGAGCACAUCUACCUGCUAUGGGCGGCAACGACGCCUGACACGCCCCUCUUCCCCAACGCCCGUCAAGUCUGCCUGCGUCACUUCAGAGGCCGAUGGCCCAACGCCUGCCAGUAUCCGCAGAAGGACGUCCCUCAAGAUGUGGAUAUCUUCGGCCACAUCGAUCUCUGCGUCGAGAUGGAGCUCGCCUUUCGGUACAUCGAGUACCUGCCCGUCCAGAAGUACAAGAGGGUCAGCAUCCACAACGUCUGGAGUCCGCGCUUCAGCAUGACACCGUACCCGGACGAGUGGGAGGAGCUCCGCUGGUUCGAGUUCUACGCCCAGACGUUUGCUUCCAAAGUUGUCCAGCGCUUUGACGAGGCGGAAGCGUUCUUGGACGACAUCGACCCUGACGGCAAGCUCCCCCCUCUGACCUACGUUGUCCCGACGGAUGAGUGGGAAGACCUGACACUGGGCAGUCUCUCCAAGGAGAGGGGAUGGGUGCCAAGCCCCACUUCGAGGAUCCAGUUCACAUUUGACAGCGCCGACUGGCGUGCGCCGCCGUGUGUCGUGUGCGGGAAGAAGUUUGACUGGCCACAGGACACUGUCGUGAGCUACAAGGGGGCACCUCAUACAUUUAGGGCGGGAUGA
Molecule: messenger RNA, 945 nt
Organism: Vanrija pseudolonga
Lineage: Eukaryota; Fungi; Basidiomycota; Tremellomycetes; Trichosporonales; Trichosporonaceae
Exons: 1
Coding region: 1-945 (314 amino acids)
Source: RefSeq, a predicted model, not a curated record